AUGGGCCCGAGGGGCAGCGUGUCCGCCCUGAGGAGCCAGUCUGACGCGGCAGUGGCGCGGGAGCGCGACCUGCAGGAGCGCCUGCUGGCCCUCACCGCCGACCACGCACGGGCCGCAACCGAGCUGGCGCUUGCGCAGCAGCAGCUGCGCGAGUCGCGCGACGCCGCCGCCGCCGAGCGCCGCCGCGCGGACGCGCUGCAGCGGCAGGCGGACGGCGGCGGCGCGGUGCGGCAGCAGCUGGGGGAGGUGUGGCGCACGAUGGUGAUCAUGAAGGAAGAAAUGCACGCGCUGCUGCUGCAGGAGUCGGCGGGGACGGCGCAGCAGCAGCAGCAGCAGCAGCAGCAGCCACAGCUGCUGCUUAUGGCGCCGCCGCAAGGCGUGCAGCAGCAGCAGCAGCAGCAGCAGCAGCAGCAGCAAGUGGUGUGCGCUGACGAGCGGCCGCCAUCCGCGGCGUCCGGCAGCAGCGGCGGCACGAGCGCGCGUGCGCCUCGCGCGUCGCCACGGGAGCUUCAGCAGCAGGAGCUGCGCCGCGACCUCAGCCGCAGCCGCAGCCUCGACGGCGGCGAGGGCGGGCCGCGGCAGGCGCUGGGCGGCAUGCUCAGGAUGCUGUCGGGUGGCGGCAAGGGGCGCAGGAGCCUCAGCUCGAGCGCCGGCGGCAACGCCACCGCUGUACGGGGCACAGGCGAGGGCCCAGGGCAGCUAGAGCCGGCCAGUCGCGGCGGCGGCGGGGCAGGCGCCGGCGGCGACGGCAACGGCGACGAAGCGCGGUGA
This is a messenger RNA of Monoraphidium neglectum, 771 nucleotides long. RefSeq lists its product as hypothetical. The record is from RefSeq and is a predicted model, not a curated record. Lineage: Eukaryota; Viridiplantae; Chlorophyta; Chlorophyceae; Sphaeropleales; Selenastraceae. Bases 1 to 771 code for a protein of 256 amino acids. The transcript is spliced from 3 exons.